UAGGUCCCUGCUGCGGCCGUAGUGCGUCAGAGCUGCUGGUUGGCUCCGGUCUAGGGACGCGGGGGUCCGCAGGGCCUGAGGCCGGGGCCCAACCUGGCUUUCCGGGAUGUCGGUGGCCUUCGUACCGGACUGGCUGAAAGGCAAGGCGGAAGUCAAUCAGGAGACGAUCCAGCGGCUCUUGGAGGAGAAUGACCAGCUCAUCCGCUGUAUCGUGGAGUAUCAGAACAAAGGCCGGGCGAAUGAGUGCGUCCAAUACCAGCAUGUGUUACACAGAAAUCUCAUUUAUUUGGCUACCAUCGCAGAUGCCAACCCAACCAGUGCUUCAAAAGCAAUGGAAUAAUCUUUCAGUUGUCUGUCAUGAGGAGUAAUUGAGGAUAAUCCAUGUCCUAUGAAGUAAAGACAGGAUCUUUACCAACUCAACUGCUUAAAACACGGAUGAACCCUUGUGGCUCUUUUAAAAAUGUGAAAAUGUGAAGAAAGCUACUAAUGAACUGUAUUCUCAGUGUAAAUAUUUAUUUUAAUAAUUAAGCAGAUUAAGUUGACUCCAGAUGUUCUCUUUCCUGAAAUGGGCAUGUUUGGAUAACAGAGAUAUCAUGGGCAUCUUCAAUUCUACCUUUUCAGUUUUAACAUGAAGUUGGAACUGAUUAGGUGGUGGGCAAGCAAUAGCAAUUGACGAGACUCCUAACUGAGGUGCUGCCAAGUGGACGUGUAACUGUGUGCUCCCCCGUCAGUUGUAGUGGUGGACCUAACCAUUGUUUUCAGGUUGCUUUGAAAUAAAGCUUGCCUUUCCACAGAACACUCAUAUUGAGGUAUAGAGAUUUUCAUAAGAUAAGUGUUCCGUUUGGUUUUCCGGAAAAACUAUAAGAACUUAAAAAUACAUGUAACGACACCAUUAUCAUUGCUAACAAAAUCAAUAGUAAUUCUUAAUUACUACUUAAUAUCAUCUACUAAUAUCUU
This is a messenger RNA of Odobenus rosmarus divergens (Pacific walrus), 957 nucleotides long. RefSeq names its product synovial sarcoma translocation gene on chromosome 18-like 2 (gene SS18L2). The transcript is spliced from 3 exons. Gene Ontology annotation, biological process: positive regulation of transcription by RNA polymerase II. Bases 107 to 340 code for a protein of 77 amino acids. Gene Ontology annotation, molecular function: transcription coactivator activity. Gene Ontology annotation, cellular component: nucleus. NCBI's taxonomy places the organism in Eukaryota, Metazoa, Chordata, Mammalia, Carnivora, Odobenidae. The record is from RefSeq and is a predicted model, not a curated record.